GCAACCGUUGAUUCCAAAAGCCUAAAGCCCAUCGGCCCGCCUUGGGUUUCGACCAUUCACAAGGCCGACCGUCUCUCUCACACUUUUCGCCACGUGUCGUUUGCUAGAUUCUCUGGCUCCUCUAUCAUCACUUAUUAGGAGGCGAAGGCCGCCGCCAAAUAAUGCAACCCAACUCCAAGUGUCUUCUCGCACGUGCACGGGGGGUUGCAUGAUUACGGCGAUCGGAAGCGCGCACCGUGUCUCCGCUGUGGUUCCCGCUCGAUGAUGGCCGGCUUCGGCAGCGUGCCCAAGUACGAGGGCGGCGGGAUGGCGCGGGCGUGCGACGCGUGCCGGACGGCGCCGAGCGCGGUGUACUGCCGGGCGGACGCGGCGUUCCUGUGCGGCGGGUGCGACGCGCGGGUGCACGGGGCGAACCGCGUGGCGUCGCGGCAUGAGCGCGUGUGGGUGUGCGAGGCGUGCGAGGUCGCGCCGGCGGCACUCGCCUGCCGCGCCGACGCCGCGGCUCUCUGCGUCGCCUGCGACGCCGAGGUCCACUCCGCCAACCCGCUCGCCCGCCGCCACCAGCGCGUCCCCAUCCUCCCCAUCCCCCUCCCCGCCACCGCCGGAACCACUUUCCUCUAUCCGACUGAGGAGCUACACCGCCACAACUCCGAGGAGGAUGAGGCGGAGUCAUGGCUACUGAUCAAUACCGAGAAUUGCGACAACCGUGGAGCCUUCUUCAGUAGCGAUCAGAUAGAUGAAUACUUGGAUCUCGUCGGCUACAACAACAACGCUUGUAACGAGAUCCACAAUCAAGAGGAACAACAACUCCAUCAGCAACAGAGUGAAGGCGUAGUUCCUUCGUCUCUUUGCUUAGAGACGCAACAGUUUCAGAAGCAAGAGAUGGAGUAUGAGGUCUCGAAUUCCACUGCUGGUUUCAGCUACACUGCCAAUUCCUCCAGCCACACCGUGUCCUUCACAUCCAUGGAUGCGAGUAUUGCACCGUGCACCAGGAUAACCGAUAUCCCAAACGCACACCGCUUUGUUAACUCAAAGGGACAGAUCAAGCUGCUCCCAUGCCCUCCCCUACCACGAAUGGGAUCUCAGUUUCCCAUGGACAGGGAGGCCAAAGUGCUGAAAUAUAGAGAGAAGCGGAGGACUAGAAAAUUCGAGAAGACCAUAAGGUAUGAGUUGAGGAAGACAUAUGCCGAGAUGAGACCAAGAAUCAAGGGACGUUUCGCCAAACAGUCAGAUGCAGAACUUGAAAUGGAACAGAUGUUCUCUACUCCGGUGCCAUCGUCAGAUGGAAGCUAUGGCAUUGUGCCUUCUUUCUAGUGCUUGAAGGAGAGAAUUUCAUGUGUGUUUGCUAAAAUUAGUAGAAGAGUCCAGUUAGUAGUACUAGCCAACUGUAAGCAAGAUAUUGCAAGACAGAGAUAGUUAGUUAUAUGUAUCUAUAAGCCUGCUUUUAGUGUAUCAUUAGAAGUAUCAUAUUAGAUUCUAGCUAACACUAGUUUCUGAACCAUGUGCAAUUAUUUGACUUCUAGAAAAUGUUUUUUUUUUA
Molecule: messenger RNA, 1540 nt
Organism: Zingiber officinale
Lineage: Eukaryota; Viridiplantae; Streptophyta; Magnoliopsida; Zingiberales; Zingiberaceae
Product: zinc finger protein HD1-like
Exons: 2
Coding region: 262-1314 (350 amino acids)
Biological process (GO): regulation of flower development
Cellular component (GO): nucleus
Molecular function (GO): zinc ion binding; protein binding
Source: RefSeq, a predicted model, not a curated record